Mytilus trossulus (common blue mussel) is the source of this 2239-nucleotide messenger RNA. RefSeq names its product minichromosome maintenance domain-containing protein 2-like. The coding region runs from base 120 to 2141 and encodes 673 amino acids. The record is from RefSeq and is a predicted model, not a curated record. The transcript is spliced from 22 exons. Gene Ontology annotation, biological process: double-strand break repair via break-induced replication. Lineage: Eukaryota; Metazoa; Mollusca; Bivalvia; Mytilida; Mytilidae. Gene Ontology annotation, molecular function: single-stranded DNA helicase activity; DNA binding; ATP binding.
GUAUAUAGAGACCUGUACUUAUAGGCAGGCACUGUACCGUCAGGUUUCAAUGGGAUAAUGACUUUCUAUGGUUGAACAUGAGAUGAUGACAAAACACUCCUGGGUCAGAUGGGAGCCGAAUGUCCUUUGAAUCAUUAGAUAAAAAGUUAAAGAUGAUUUACAUGCUAGUGGAAUAUUUGGAAACCAGUGGAAAUAUAAGGCUAAUCAGACAACAGUGUGCAAGAUAUUCACAGAACAAGGGAUUACUGGUUUACACCUUUAGAUUACUGAUAGAUCCUGUUUUACUGACAGAAGUCAAUGCUGAACUAGGAAAUUCACUGUUAAAUUCUCCAAAUGAUGUAAUAUUCUUGGUAAAGGAGGUUGUCUUUCAGAUAGUGACAUUAUUAGAACUGUUACCAAGUGACGUGACUUUUCCACAGAUUUCUGUUAUUAUCAGACUUAAUCAACUUCCCUCACUGUGUCAAAGUAAUACAAUACAGAGUAGUACAGAUCUGAGUAGACUAUCUUCAAUACAUGGCUUUGUUCAAUUUACUGGAAUUGUAAUAGGCAUGACAGCGCCAUCUAAAUAUACUCAGAGUACUAAAUAUAGAUGUCCUGAUGAAGAAUGUGAAGGUCAUCAUGGAAACCAAUUUAUCAGAGUUCAUGUCACUGGUGCAUCUGAAACACAAACAAUAAGGAGUGACUUCAGCUGUACCUUUUGUUGGAGACGUUUGGAGGAGGAGAAGUCUUGUAGAUAUUUAUCAGAAAAGAUGGUGAUAGAAGUGGUACCUGAUAAACUGGACUCAUGUGGUGAACCAAAUAGUUACAGAAUCCAAGCUAUCCCCGUAUAUUUAAGAGAUGACAUAACAAGAGGUGUUGAGUUGGGAGAGAAAUACAACGUGAUUGGACUUAUAAGAAAAGAUAUAAUGGGAGAAAACAUCAUGUUAGCUAUAGAGGCAAACAACAUCAUGAAGGUGACAUCUGAGACCAUACCUAAGUUUUCAACUGAAAUUCCAAAGAACAUCACAGAUUUAUAUGAAGAUUGUAAGUCAUCACCAUGGAGUUUUGUGUUGAAUUUAGCCUACUCUUUUGCUGAUCAGAUUUGCCCACCUGGGACGUACAUCAGAUUGAAGAUGUGUAUAUUGUUGAGCUUAGUAACACUAUUAGAUAAGCAGGAUAACGGUUACCCCUUACAUUUGUUAGCUGUUGGACAGGAUACUCUUCUUAUACACAGGCUAUUGAUGUAUGGUAAACAGUUUGCAGUUAAGACAUGUAAUCAUACUUCCACAAAUCACAUGUCAGGAAAAGUCACAUGUGACAAGUAUGAAAGUUCACCAUACUUCAUUGAAGCUGGAUCAUUUCAUUUGGCAAAGAAUGGUGUGUGCUAUAUUGGAGACAUAGAAAGAUAUAAAAAAUCAACAAAGGAACAAAUUCAAUCAGGUUUAGGACAAAGGAAGUUUAGCAUUGAUAUUAGCAGUAGAUAUACUGGUGGUUUGCCACAGCAGUUAGAAGAGACACUGUCAUGCCAUGUAUGGGGAUACACACAACCAUUCAAACAAAGACAAAGUAAUGAUCCAUUCAAAGGACUAAAUAUCAAUGACAGUUCAAAUACACUUCUGGAAUGUUUUAGUGUGGUACACUUUACAGACUAUGGUUCCAGUAAUACCAAUGAACAAGUUUAUUUACAAUGUGCACAUCAUCAGUUGACCUUAGCCAUGGGACAUAACUUAAAAUCUAACAUCUCAGAUGAGAACUUUCAUAAGUUUCUCAGAUAUGUGAAGUCUAUUUGUCCUAAAAUGACUGAAGAAUGUGAAGGUUUGUUACAUGGAUAUUACUUAGCCAGUAGGAAAACAAGAAGUUCUGAAAGUAACUCUAAAGUACCUGUUUCAGCUCUGAAAACAUUAUAUUCCCUGUCAAUGAGUCAUGCUAGACUCAGUCUGAGAAGUGAAAUAACAGUUGAAGAUGGUUUAAUGGCUAUCUGGAUCUAUGAAGAGUCCUUAACAGAAAGAUUAGGUCAUUCAUUACUGAGUCUACAGCCCUGCCCACAUGUUCAGCAUGACAAUAAACACCAGUACCUUGGAAAAGAGAAUGACCAUAUGAUGAGACAAUUCCAUGUAAAUCUCAUAAGAUUCUGUAACAACCAGCAACUCAGAGAGGAGUGAACAAGAUUUAUUUGGUGAACAAAGACUGAACAAAGCAUAUGAACAUAUAUAAAGAUUGUGGUACAUUUAUGUUGAGCAUAAACAGUUUAUGAAUCAGA